Molecule: messenger RNA, 2301 nt
Organism: Cinclus cinclus
Lineage: Eukaryota; Metazoa; Chordata; Aves; Passeriformes; Cinclidae
Gene: BRINP3
Product: BMP/retinoic acid inducible neural specific 3
Exons: 7
Coding region: 1-2301 (766 amino acids)
Biological process (GO): negative regulation of mitotic cell cycle; positive regulation of neuron differentiation
Source: RefSeq, a predicted model, not a curated record
AUGAUAUGGCGAUGCAGUGCUGGUGCUGAAUUGUUCUCUCUGAUGGCUCUAUGGGAGUGGAUAGCACUGAGUCUUCAUUGCUGGGUUUUAGCAGUUGCUGCUGUCUCGGAUCAGCAUGCCACAAGCCCCUUCGACUGGCUCCUCUCUGAUAAGGGACCCUUCCAUCGCUCACAGGAAUACACUGAUUUUGUGGACAGAAGUCGACAGGGAUUUAGCACAAGAUACAAGAUUUACAGAGAGUUUGGCCGCUGGAAAGUAAACAAUCUUGCUGUGGAAAGAAGAAAUUUCCUUGGCUCCCCACUGCCACUAGCCCCCGAGUUUUUCCGUAACAUCAGGCUGCUGGGACGGCGCCCGACCCUUCAACAGAUCACAGAAAACCUGAUCAAGAAAUAUGGGACACAUUUCCUGCUCUCAGCUACCCUGGGAGGAGAGGAGUCACUCACAAUUUUUGUGGACAAACGGAAGCUGAGCAAGAGGUCGGAAGGGAGCGACCCCAGCACCAACAGCUCUGUGGUGACGCUGGAGACCCUGCACCAGCUGGCAGCCUCCUACUUCAUCGACAGGGACAGCACCCUGCGCCGGCUGCACCACAUCCAGAUCGCCUCCACAGCCAUCAAGGUAACGGAGACACGGACGGGUCCCCUCGGCUGCAGUAACUAUGACAACCUAGAUUCUGUCAGCUCUGUUCUGGUUCAGAGUCCUGAAAAUAAGAUUCAGUUGCAAGGUCUUCAGGUCAUCCUUCCUGAGUACUUGCAGGAGCAUUUUGUGCAGGCAGCUCUGAGCUAUAUUGCCUGCAAUUCAGAGGGGGAGUUCAUCUGCAAGGACAAUGACUGCUGGUGUCAGUGCGGCCCCAAAUUCCCGGAAUGCAACUGUCCCUACAUGGACAUUCAAGCCAUGGAAGAGAACCUGCUCCGCAUAAGCGAGACCUGGAAUGCAUACAACAGUGAAUUUGAAGAAUCUGAUGAAUUCAAAUUAUUUAUGAAGAGGCUGCCUAUGAAUUAUUUCCUGAACACAUCUGCUGUGAUGCAUUUGUGGACAAUGGAUUCUAAUUUCCAACGCCGCUAUGAGCAGCUGGAGAGCAGCACGAAGCAACUCUUCCUCAAGGCUCAGAAAACGGUGCACAAGCUCUUCAGCCUCAGCAAGAGGUGCCACAAGCAGCCACUCAUCCGCAUGCCAAGGCAGAGGUCUUCCAACUAUUGGCUCAACCGCAUCCAGUCGUUUCUCUACUGCAACGAGAACGGGCUCCUGGGAAGCUUUUCUGAAGAGACCCACACGUGCACCUGCCCCAAUGACCAGGUGGCCUGCCACGGGUUCCUGCCCUGCACAGUUGGGGACGGCCCCGCGUGCCUGAGCUGUGCCCCUGACAACCGCACACGCUGUGGGAGCUGCAACGCCGGCUACAUGCUGAGCCAGGGGCUCUGCAAGCCCGAGGUGGCUGACUCCACCGAGCACUACAUCGGUUUCGAGACGGACCUGCAGGACCUGGAGAUGAAGUAUUUGUUGCAGAAGACAGACCGGAGGAUCGAGGUCCACGCCAUUUUCAUCAGCAAUGACAUGCGCCUCAACAGCUGGUUUGAUCCCUCGUGGCGCAAGCGGAUGCUCCUGACUCUUAAGAGCAACAAGUACAAGUCCAGCCUGGUCCACAUGAUACUGGGCCUCUCUCUGCAAAUUUGCCUGACUAAGAACAGCACCUUAGAGCCCGUCCUUGCUGUUUAUAUCAACCCUUUUGGAGGCAGCCACUCUGAGAGCUGGUUUAUGCCUGUGAAUGAAAAUAAUUUCCCAGACUGGGAGCGGACUAAACUGGACUUACCCCUUCAGUGUUAUAACUGGACGCUGACUCUGGGCAACAAGUGGAAGACAUUUUUUGAAACUGUGCACAUCUAUUUGAGGAGUCGAAUAAAGUCAAACGGUCCAAAUGGCAAUGAGAGCAUCUACUAUGAACCCCUGGAAUUUAUUGAUCCCUCAAGAAAUCUGGGCUACAUGAAAAUCAACAAUAUUCAAGUGUUUGGCUACAGCAUGCACUUCGACCCAGAAGCAAUUCGAGACUUGAUUUUGCAGCUGGACUACCCCUACACUCAGGGCUCACAGGACUCAGCACUUUUGCAGCUGUUGGAGAUUCGGGAUCGUGUAAAUAAACUCUCUCCACCCGGCCAACGUCGUCUGGACCUCUUCUCUUGCUUGCUCCGUCAUAGACUCAAACUGUCUACCAGUGAAGUGAUGAGGAUCCAAUCUGCUUUGCAGGCCUUUAAUGCCAAAUUGCCAAACACAGUGGACUAUGACACAACCAAAUUAUGUAGUUAA